CACUGCUUUGGUAUCGCCCCGCUCAACAGAGAGUCGGAGUCGCAGGUGUAUUUGGAAUAGACAUAGAGUUUGUUGGACCUGAGAGUAGAUUUAAAGGUAGAGAGGAGGGAAUCAGAUGAUGGUGGAGGAUAUUUGUCACCUGGCAGAAACCUGAAGGACAGACUCAUAACCAUACCCGCCUGCUUUGCCUAACUUCAACUGAUAGCAGGAGGAGAGGACUAACCACACUUCAGCUCUGAGUUGGGAAUCUACCCUCUUUGGCCAGAUGAACAAAGCAAGAGAACUCAGAGGGAAACUGUUCUUCCUGUUCGUUUCUACCAUCCUUUUCAUUCUCUAUGUCAUUGGCACAUCCCCUGUGGAGUACAUUUCCCUCCCAAGGCUGCAGGAGCCUCCGAAAGUAUGCCCUGGGAGGACUACCGAGGACACCAUCACCCCCCUGAACAACACUGACCACUUCCUGGUGUCAGCCUUCAUGGACCAGAGAGUGAAAGGAUUUGAUUUACGCAUUAUUAGCAUAUUUAAAACGAACUCCACCAAACCUCUUUACUGUCUUUUCUGCUGUGCAGGCCAGUUAUCAAAUACAACUCCAACAAACAUUUUACAACAUAGAGAAAACUUUGGUUUUCUCUUUGUCACUGCGGAUAUCAUGUGUCAGAUUCCUCAAAACUGCAACGCUACACAUGUUACUCUUCAGACUAAGCCAGAAAGAGUGAAGGCAUUGGACCAGCUUUGGCUUCCUAUAAGAAACCAGAAGACCAAAGGGAAUGAGGAGAAAAAGUUGCAGUUUAACUUCACAGUCUGUCUCUCUAAUUUGUUUGGAGGAAUCAACAACGUGCUUCAGUUUGCACAAUCGCUGGAGAUGUACAGGUUGCUAGGUGUUGACAGGGUGGUGAUCUACAACACCAGCUGUGGCCCAGAACUGGACCUCCUGUUGCAGAGCUACAGCAGGACAGGCUUCCUGGAGAUAGUUCCUUGGCCAAUCGACUUGUUUCUGAGUCCAUCUUGGGGCUGGCUCUACUCUGUGAGCAGGGGGGACAUGCAUUACUUUGGUCAACUGGCUACACUUAACGAGUGUGUUUACAGAUCCAUGGACCGGUCGCGUUACGUCCUGUUGAACGAUAUUGAUGAGAUUAUAAUGCCAUACCAACACAACAACCUGAUGUCUCUGAUGAACACACUCCAACAGCAGCAUCCAAAGACAGGUGUGUUCCUCAUUGAGAACCAUAUCUUCCCCAAGACUGUUUUCGAGCCAAGCAAGAGGUUUCAUCUACCUAAGUGGGACAAAGUGCCAGGGGUCAAUAUUCUGGAGCACAUCUACAGGGAGGACCCCGACAGAACAAAAUAUCACCCGCACAAGUUAAUAGUUCAGCCAAGGUUGGUGGAGCAGGUUUCUGUGCAUGCACCGCUCAAGGCUUUUGGAACCACAUACAAAGUUCCCCCAGACGUUUGUCGGAUCAUUCACAUCCGUGUUUCUCUGAGGGGAAAAUCUAAUACCGAGGAGCUCAAUAAAGAUACACGCCUGUGGGACUUUAACGAAAAACUGAUUCCCAAUGUUGACAAAGCACUGGAGAGAGCAGGGCUGCUGAGAUCAGAACCUGCCCUUUAACAGGUUAUGUACUUCAAGGUCUAGAAACGUCAACUGAUCAUCUGUUCUAAUGAAACUCAGUUUAGUCUUGAAACCUUUCUGUGUUCUAAUCUCUUUCCAUUUUUUACAAAAGCAACUCCAAUAUUUUUGCCUGUUUUGUCAUGUUUCUGGUGGUGGAACUUUUUAGAAACAUACCAAGAUUUUUAGGUUGGGUAGAAUCAAAGAUCUGAACCAGUUGCUUGACUGCUUCAAUUGCUGCAACUCUCACUGUGAUUGGUAGUUCCGCCUCUGGUUGGGAAUCUAUUGUUUUCUUUGGCUAGACAGACAAGGUAAAAGAAUGUCAUCCUCCAGAUCCUUGUUAUCCUCCUCUUACAUGUAUUAAUGCGUGUAAUGUAUGUGUGGAUGCAGGGUUCUCUUGGCAGUGUCACCAUGGUGUAUGCAAAUAUCUGCUGUAAAUGUGCCCACACUCAUGCAUGGCAUUCCAUGAAUAUGUGCUGCAAUAUGAGAUGUUGUAGAAGAAAACCAACGGAGGGGAAGAGACAAGGUUCUGUUUUGUCAACAACGAUGUGUUCUAGUUUUCACGGACCCUGGAGACGUGCAGGUCAACACACUGUGAGACAAAUAUAGUACACUGGAGGUGGACACAGUAGCAGCUUGAGAGAGAGAUCUGUAGAGGUAAAGAAGGGCCUCUUUGACACAGCCUCAAGAUGAGCAGGAAGACAUUGUUUAACAUAAUGGAUGAAACGCUGCUAUUAGAUAGAUUAGUUCGAUAAAAUGACUGAUGCUAUCAAUUUGAUUCAAAGAACUUUAUUAAUCCUUUUAGGGGCAAGUGGUUUUGAGCAGCUUGUACAUAAAAUACAUAAUGAAAUGGCACAC
This is a messenger RNA of Labrus mixtus (cuckoo wrasse), 2461 nucleotides long. Its product is annotated as glycosyltransferase family 92 protein F13G3.3-like. The record is from RefSeq and is a predicted model, not a curated record. Lineage: Eukaryota; Metazoa; Chordata; Actinopteri; Labriformes; Labridae. The transcript is spliced from 5 exons. The coding region runs from base 266 to 1606 and encodes 446 amino acids.